This is a messenger RNA of Brassica oleracea var. oleracea, 547 nucleotides long. RefSeq names its product CLAVATA3/ESR (CLE)-related protein 43-like. The coding region runs from base 105 to 374 and encodes 89 amino acids. Lineage: Eukaryota; Viridiplantae; Streptophyta; Magnoliopsida; Brassicales; Brassicaceae. The transcript has a single exon. The record is from RefSeq and is a predicted model, not a curated record.
ACACUCUCUGACCUUCUUGUCUUAUCACAAACAAAUCUCUUACGUUCCAUUUUACUCAUCCAAACCUAUUCUCUAUCUCUUCUCCAUCACCAUCUCUUUACUGUAUGGGUUGCCGAGAUAUUCUGCUGACUUUCUCCGUCGCCCUCUUACUCAUCUCUCUGUUCCAGAUCUGGCUUUUCCGGGAAGGACAAGUCCGGGAACUGUCAGAAGACAACCAGGUUGGAAAAGACGUAAACACCCUCGCCUCCAAGAACAAGAAGGAUAAUGUUCAACGUCUCUUCCAUAGGUACUUCAAGGGUCUAAACAAUAGCAACAUUCGCUUUGAAGAUUCAUACAGACAGAUCCCUAGCUCCCCAGAUCGCCUCCACAACUAGUUAAUUGCUUCACAUUUGGAAUUAUGAUAUAUAUCAGCUAAUCGUUCAACUUUCAUAUAAAUCACGCACGUUAAUUUGAUUAUCGUGUUCAUUCAUAUUCAUGUCUUCGAUUUGUUAAUUUUGUUUCAAAAAUAAUUGCAUAGAAACACCAAGUCAUCAUUAUCUUACUCACA